CUUGCGUGUGUGGCCCAUCCCCCUGUUAGAAGGCGUCCCUCGGUUCCUUUGAGGGGUCUGUGGCUGGCAGCAGGAUCCCUGACAUCAGUGUUGCUCCCCGGCUGCCUGCUGUCUCCAACCAUGGCUGCACAGCUGGUUGUAGCUCUGCUGGCUUUCACCUCCCUGAGCGCCGCCGCGUCCGAGCCGGACUGCAAGGAGCUGGUGAAGCCUCUGGUGCUGGACAGCCACAGCCCUAUCUAUGGAAAGUGGUUGCUCCACGUCGGCUCCUGGGACAAGCACGACCUGAAGACCGACCUGCUGUCGGUGCACAGCUCCUGGGUGGAACUGUCCCCCACCUCCGACAGCGGAGUCAUCUCCCUGUACUGGGCCGACCGUCUUAGUGAAGAGAAGUGCCUUCAGGGUGCAGCAAAUGUCUCCAUAUCGGGAAUAACAAGUCACACCACUUUUAUAAUCAAUGGUCACACUUCCUAUCAUGAUGGGAAGUAUUAUGAGACGUGUAGCGACUGCCUCCUGUCUGAGGACACCACCCUACUGCCUGAUGGGAAAUCAAAAGGCCGAUACCUGUUUCUGUUCACACGCACUGGAGCUCUGGAGCCUUCUGAGCUGGAAACCUUCAAAAAGCAAGCAGAAUGUCUUGGAUUUCUCCCAGAGUAUCACUUUGUAAGCACAGAUCUGUGUCCAGAUGACAGGGGGGAGAGAACAUCACCUGCUGUUAGGAAAACAGAGACAGAUCAAGCCGAGAAUCAGCCAGCUGAGAAUUAAAGCACACAGUCGUCCCAGCUCUGUGGGGAGCCUCCAUGGAUCCAGUUUAACAUGCACUAAGCUGCGUUAUCAUGUUGCAGUAGAUCAACUCGUUGUAGUUUAGCCUGAAUAAUUAAAUCUCAUUAAAAUUGAUUUAAUUUGUAUUAUUUUUUUCCCGGUUGAUGUACUUGUCGGUGAAUAAAAGCAGUUUUUAAUCCCCCUGAA
Xiphophorus couchianus (Monterrey platyfish) is the source of this 966-nucleotide messenger RNA. RefSeq lists its product as uncharacterized. NCBI's taxonomy places the organism in Eukaryota, Metazoa, Chordata, Actinopteri, Cyprinodontiformes, Poeciliidae. The coding region runs from base 121 to 762 and encodes 213 amino acids. The transcript is spliced from 6 exons. The record is from RefSeq and is a predicted model, not a curated record.